Messenger RNA from Fundulus heteroclitus (mummichog), 2358 nucleotides. RefSeq names its product arachidonate 12-lipoxygenase (gene alox12). Gene Ontology annotation, biological process: lipid oxidation; linoleic acid metabolic process. The record is from RefSeq and is a predicted model, not a curated record. Lineage: Eukaryota; Metazoa; Chordata; Actinopteri; Cyprinodontiformes; Fundulidae. Gene Ontology annotation, molecular function: arachidonate 15-lipoxygenase activity; arachidonate 12(S)-lipoxygenase activity; protein binding.
UGAGGGUAGGAACGUAGAUCCACCAGUAAAUUGAGAGCUUUGCCUUUUGGCCCUUAACUAUUUAAAGUUAAAAGGGUUACCUCAGUUUUAUUGGCGUGCUUUUAAAUCAUGCACCCUGUUUAAGUUAAAGAACAAAUGUAUAACGCAGCACUGGCUUUUACAGGACCCUUUAAUCCUAAAUGGUGUUAUUUAGGUUAGAUAUGUGCUGGAUCAGGGUAAGACCAUAGAAAGGGUUGAAACAUGAAUGGAAAUGAAUGUCUGUAUGUGUGCUGAAGAGUGAGGUGUGUUUUCACAAAGGGCUUGUUUGUCUCUCUCACAGCAGUAUAGAAAAAAUUUUCAUGAAAUUUGGGCUUUGGGUGUGACAACUGGCUGCAGGGUAACUCAGUAGUUGAAGCUGGCUGAAACUUCCUGUUCAAACUGUUCAGGAGACAGAAGGGAGACGAAGCAGAACUCAGAGUUGAGCGGACAAAACCAGUGGGCAGUCAGCCGACAAUCCGGGUGAGAGGAAAUCAGCUGGAAAACGAGAUGGAAGUCUACACGGUCACAGUAGCCACUGGGACAUCAGAGUAUUCAGGCACCAACAACUACAUAUUUGUGACCUUGAUAGGAGAGAAAGGAGAGAGUGAACGCACCCUGCUGGACAACCCUGGACUAGACUUCUGUCGAGGAGCAGUGGAUAAAUACAGCGUGAACAGCAAUGCACCUUUAGGAUCUGUCCUAUUGAUUCGGCUGGAAAAAGAAAAGUACUUUGUUGAAGACAACUGGUUCUGUCGAUAUAUCACAGUAGAACCUCCGGGUGGAAAAAAACUUUUGACAUUCCCAUGUUACCGUUGGCUAAUAGGAAAUGCCAAGGUGGAAGUAAGAGAAGGAACAGCAAAGACUCUGGUGGAUGACUCCACAGCACAGUUGCUGCAACAUAGGAAGACAGAGUUGCAAGAGAGACAAAAUACUUUCAGAUGGGUAACAUGGGCUCAAGGGAUUCCUCGAUGUGUUGAUGCCAAAACGGAAGCAGAAUUACCUCAAGAUGUUCGCUUUGACAAUGAGAAGAGAAGUGAUUUUGAACAUUCAUUGCACUAUGCCUUGCUUGAGCUAUCGCUGAAGAAGUUGGCCAUCACAUUCGGGAAAUCCUGGAAUGACCUGGAUGACUUUAAACGGAUCUUUUGGAAACUGCGGAGCCCGAUAGCUGAGUAUUGUAUGGAUCACUGGAAAGAAGACUCGUUCUUUGGCUACCAGUGUUUAAAUGGCUGCAACCCAAGAAUGAUCAAGAAGUGUACAGAGCUGCCAGAAAACUUCCCUGUCACAUCAAACAUGGUUCAGAGCUCCUUGCCAGCAAAGACUAGCUUGGAUAAAGAACUCAAGGCAGGGAAGAUAUACCUCUUAGACUACGCCAUCAUGGAUGGGAUUCCUGCAAACACCAUCAAGGGUAAACCUCAGUUCAUAGCUGCUCCGCUCUGCCUACUGUAUGAGCAUCCAGAUGAAGGGCUCAUACCAAUUGCAAUUCAGCUCGAGCAAAUUCCAAGCUUGGAGACUCCCAUAUUCUUGCCCAAAGACCCACCACUGGCCUGGCUGCUGGCUAAGAUGUGGGUGCGUCACUCAGAAUUCCAGGUUUUCCAGCUUCUGUCUCACCUUCUUAGGACUCACUUGGUGAUAGAGGUGUUCUGUGUUGCAACUCUUAGACAGCUGCCUGCAGUACACCCUAUAUAUAAGCUCCUGGCUCCUCAUCUGCGCUACACACUGGAGAUCAACUGUAGGGGGCGAACUCAGCUCAUCUCUCCCAAUGGAAUUUUCAAACGGGUUGUGUCUACAGGUGGUGAUGGUCUUUUGAUUCUUGCCCAGAGAGAAUACAAGGUGUUAACCUAUCGCUCCCUUCAGCCACACUUUGACUUCAGUGAUAGAGGAGUAUUCCAGCUCCCAAACUACUUCUACAGAGAAAAUGCUCUGAUGCUGUGGGAUGCCAUUUACAGUUUUGUCUCAGAUGUGGUGAGCCUGUACUAUCACUCAGACCAAGAUGUUCAGAAGGACCCAGAGCUACAAGCAUGGACCAAAGAUAUAUCACAGGAAGGUUUCGCUGAGCUUCCCGACUUUGGUAUGCCAAAUAAGCUCAGCACCAAAGAGGAACUCUCCACUCUGUUGACUGUGGCCAUCUUCACCAGCACAGCUCAGCAUGCUGCAACUAACAAUGGACAGUUUGAUUGGUGUGCCUGGGUACCCAAUACCCCAUGCACCAUGAGACUACCGCCGCCAUCAAACAAAGAUGCUGUGACUAUGGAAAUGAUCAUGGCCACGCUUCCUGAUGUGGGUCAAUCUUGUGUGCAGAUGGCUAUCACAUGGCACCUGGGACGAGCACAACCAGAUGCA